Molecule: messenger RNA, 725 nt
Organism: Condylostylus longicornis
Lineage: Eukaryota; Metazoa; Arthropoda; Insecta; Diptera; Dolichopodidae
Gene: PIG-P
Exons: 2
Coding region: 144-725 (193 amino acids)
Source: RefSeq, a predicted model, not a curated record
UCACCGGAGAUUUGGCUAAAAAUGUUCGUGUAGGAGUAUCAUCUUUUUUUGAUUCGCUUUUAUUGUGUUGUGAAACAAUCAAGGAGUUUGGAGAACCUAAAGAACAAUAUAAAUAUUACAAUUAGCCAUAUUCUUAUCUUAAAAUGUCGGAACAUUCGCCAGCUCCAACUCCAGCGCGGGCUGUCUACGGUUUCGCCUUAUUUUUAUUAUCACAUACGUUGUUUAUUAUAUAUUUGAUUUACGCAUAUGUGCCAAAGUCAAUUUUAGAAGACAAAUUAGGUUUAUACUAUUUACCAGAUAAAUAUUUUGCUUUAAUUAUUCCAGUUUUAUUCUUGGUAUGUUUAACACUUUUCGCCUUUUUCAUAUAUCCGUCUAUUAACUUAAUGAUGACCCCAAGAAUCGACCAAUUGGAAACAAUCACAGAUAAAUAUCAAAUUUUUCGAUGCAAUUAUAUUAAUAAAGAAGGAAAAAUGUGUGAUAACUUAAUAGAAAACUGCAGAGAUGAACAUUGGAAUACAGAAAAAUACUGUAAAUACCACAACACAGAGUAUCACAAUAUAGAUAGGCAAAAUUUUACUCCCGAAGUAUUUUGUGACUGUCCAAAAAGUCUAGUUUGCUUAUUAAAGGAAAACCCUGAUCACUUAAAUACACUACAAAAUAGAAAUAGAAUACCAGCUGUAAGAGAUUUAGACAUAGCAGACGUUUUUGAUGAAAUGUUUAAUUAA